AUGGUCAAGUCGUGCGUCAAGGUCGUGCUCCGGACGCGGCCGACGCGAAACUUUGCACAUGACAGCCUCAAGAUCGUGGAUGGGCAGGACACCCUGCAAGUGAACGUGCCGCGCGGGCACGCCGCCCCGAAGCAGUUCCAGCCAGAGCAGUACACGUUCCGGUUCGACAACAUCCUGCACGAAGCGUCCCAGGAAGAGGUGUUCGACGUGUGCGCGCGCGACGUGAUCGACUCGUUCCUGGACGGGUACAACGGCACCAUCCUGUGCUACGGGCAGACGGGGGCGGGGAAGACCUACACCAUGACGGGCGCGAAGGACUCGUUCAAGUCCCGCGGCAUCAUCCCGCGCACCAUCUCGGAGGUGUUCAACGCCGCCCGCGAGCGCACCAGCUCGGUGUACACGGUGCGCAUCUCCUACGCCGAGAUCUACAACGAGGCCUUCUUCGACCUCCUCGAACCCGCCACGCCCUCCAGCUCCAUCAGCGUCUCCGACGGCGUCCGCGGCGCCGUCCACAUGAAGGGCCUCUCCGCGCUCCUCGCCCCCACCGAGGGCGACGCCUUCCAGCUGCUGUUCGAGGGCGAGACUGCGCGCGCGAUCGGCGAGCACCAGCUGAACAAGUCGUCGUCGCGGUCGCACACGGUGUUCACCCUGUACCUGGAGCGCAAGGGGUCCCCGGACGACCCGAGCAGCACCACGAGCAAGCUGCACCUGGUGGACCUGGCCGGGAGCGAGCGGCUGAGCAAGACGCGGAGCGAGGGGCAGGUGGCGAAGGAGGCGACGUACAUCAACAAGAGCCUGUCGUUCCUGGAGCAGGUGGUGGUGGCGCUGAGCUCGACGCACCGCGACCACGUCCCGUACCGGUCGUCGAAGCUCACGCACAUGCUCAAGGACAGCAUCGGCGGGAACUCCAAGACGCUGAUGGUGGCCAACGUGUGGGGCGAGGCGCAGCACCUGGAGGAGACCAUGUCGACGUGCCGGUUCGCGCAGCGCAUGAUGCGCAUCCAGAACGAGUUCGUCGUCAACGUGGCCACCGACAGCAGCGCGGCAGCCCGCCGCCUCGAGCGCGAGGUCGCCGAGCUCAAGGAGGAGCUGGCCAUGCACGACCAGAUGGCCAACCGCAGCGGGGUCUCCUACGAGCCCUACACCGACCAGCAGCGCCGGCACCUCGAGGCGCAGGUGCGCGAGUUCCUCGAGGCCGACGCCGACGACGCCUCCAUCGGGCCCAUCGAGAUCAUCUCGCUGCGCCACGUCCGCGAGGCGCUCCUCGCCUGCCGACGCCUGUACAAGACCGCGGCCGCGGCGGCGGCGGUGGCGCCGCAGCGGACAGGGUCGCCGCCGUCGCCGCCGUCGCCGCGCACGCCGGUCGCUGCGCCCGGAAGCCGCGCGCGCAUACAGGACGGCGCGUCGGACGACGAGGGCGCUCAGGUGGCGGGGAGGGGGCGCGGCGGGGCGGGCGGCGACGAGGAGGACGACGACGACGACGACGGGAUGGCCGCGCCGGACGACGCGCGGCCAGAGUCAGGGGGCGAGUACGGCAGGGGCGUGCGCAUCAUCGGUCCUGCCGGGGAGCAGCACGCGCGGGCGCGCCCCCCCGACAAGAAGGCGGCGUUCGAGACGUUUCAGAAGGGCCCCGGGGCGGAGAAGACCAUCGCGCUGCAGGACAACAAGGUGGCCCUGAAGGAGUCCAAGGACAAGCAGAAGGCCGUCGCGACGGACAUCAACGGCAUCAAGCGGCAGAUCGACGAGGCCAAGGCCAAGGCGGACGCCCUGAAGGAGCAGCGGGAGGCGGCGGGGGGGCAGGAGCUGGGCGAGGGCGAGGAGUACAGUGCGCUGUUGUUGGUCAAGGAGCUCAAGGGCAAGUACAAGGGGCGGUACCAGGAGCUGCAGGCGCUCAAGUCGGAGGCCGAGUACAUCCAGCAGCUCGCCGCGCAGUGCAAGAACGAGCUGCUCGCGGACUUCGAGGCGUGGUGGGAGGAGCAGUACGGCGCGGGGAACCCGGACAACUCGUUCGACGACAUCCCGGACGUGGUCGGCGCCGCGACGCCGCCGCCGCAGCGGGCGCAGCGACAGGCUGCGGCGGUGCAGGACUCCCCGAAGAAGUCCCCCGGGGCGAGCCCCAGCAAGGGCGCUGCGGCGGCGCGGGCGCGCCUGCGGGCCACGCAGCCGGCCCCGCCCGUCAUACCUCAGGAGGAGCUGGACGACCCGGAGGCGGCGGCGUACUGGAGGGCACGCAGCGCCAUGGAGAGGAAGCUGCACGACGCGCACAUGACGCAGGGGCCGCGGAGCCAGGCGCACAACCGCGGCAAGAAGCAGACGGGGUUCAGCACGGUGGACAGGGAGGCGGGGAGUCGCGUGAUCAACCCGUCGUGA
Messenger RNA from Pedinophyceae sp. YPF-701, 2370 nucleotides. The record is from the annotation of a GenBank genome assembly. Lineage: Eukaryota; Viridiplantae; Chlorophyta; Pedinophyceae.